AUGCAAACAUGGUCUGUGAAGUUAGUCAAAUUUAAAAAAAUGAAGUCAGAUGUUUAAAUAGCAAUGUCAGCUGGCUCCACCUUUACUGUGAAAUCAACAGGAUGGACAGAACUGAGUUCGUUCUAUAUUUGUCCCUCUCUUUCACCAAAGGAACCCAUUUUUCUACUUCAGCUGAGAGACCAUUUCCUCUCAACACUCUUGGUAGGCCUAAAGGAUAGACUAAAAAUGUGUAAGGAGCCUAUAUGAGGUUUUAUGAAAAUCCAUAAAUGUAACAGUAACUGGCCCCCAAAUAUAUAAAAUUGAUUGGCUAGAAUGAUUAAUGGAUGAAUGAAUUACAAUUCAAAUAGUUCCUGCUUUUGAAGUGUGGCUCCAGGAAAUGAGGGAUCGACAUGGGUGACUAUACAGAGCCCCAGCUGGACAGCUUCCGCACAGAUUUACUGGAGCAAAUGUUUUGCUGGACAAUCACUCUGUGAAAAUCUUCUGUAACACUUGGAGCCAUAUGGAGCUUUCGUAUGUUUGCAAAAACGAAACAGAAAGAAGACAUCUGAUGCAAAGGAGCAUUCAGCCUUAUGGUACCAUUUAUUUGUGUGAGAAUCUACAGGCAAGUUGCAACUUGAAGUUGAAAUUGAAAUUAUUCACUUUGAAUAUUGUCUGAACGCAAAAAUAAGUGAAUUUUGAAUUUCUUUUGAACAGUAAGUUUAGAAACAAAGCAGUUUGGAAGAAGCAGUUUGGGAAGUCCAACUCCCAGGGUAAGGUACCUCCAAGUGACAAAGGCGAGGCAAAAUUACUUCAUAAAAAAAGGGGAGAGGGUGGAAUGACAGAGAGAAAGAUGGACAGAUCCACACAGUCAUAGCCAUUUAUUGCUAUGUAACAGUAGAGAAGCAAUAACCAAGGGGAUACAUGGUUUGUGAUUUGUUUAGGCAUAAUUGUGAAUAAACUGUGCCACAUUUUAUUUCUUUCACAGGGAAGUGUUUCUCUUCUUUCUUAUUUCCUGUUACAAUCUUCCUGUUGUAGAUGGGGUCAAAGGUCACAGAUGUCCCUCUAAGUGCAACUUCCUGUCCAGCCAUGUUGUCUUCCUUUUCCUUGAUAUAGGUGUUGUCCAGUGAGAAGGAAGGAAAUUCUGUCACUAAGAACAAUGGGUUUGCUUCUCUAUCUAUAGACACAGAGUGAGAGAGAGAAAGAAAAAGUGGGAGAAGGCAAAAGAAAGUUAAGUUGUUAGAAGAGGCUGGUGAAGAAAGGACAGCAGAAGAUGAUCGCAAUGUAAAAAAUUCAGAAAAGGUUAUACACUGAGGUAUAGAUGAGAAAAAGUCAUGCAAUUGACGGGCCAUGAUUUUCACAAUGGAAUAUAAUCCUGAUUCUGGAGAAAGAAGAAAUAAUAUACAGUAGAUUGUGAAACGACUUGAGAAAGCUGGAAUACCAGACACAUCUGUGCAGAAGAGCAGCAACUGAAAAAACAAGAAGUUACUGUAACCCCUGUUCCCCCCUUCUCUUUCAGAUGGAAGAAUCUGGCAGCCCGCGUUUCAGGAAGCUCCAUUUCCCAGUGGGCCUGUGGAUAAAUUCUCCCCGUAAACACUUUGCCAAACUGGGAGCCCGCUGGCCUAGCGCUGCGUCAGUCAAAUCCAACACUAGCUCGGACGCUGCCUCCCUCCAUGAGGCUUCCUCUAUUCCCUCCUCUGCCCUGUCCGUCUCCACGCCCUCCCUGGCUGCCCCCUCCCCGUGCCCGUCUCCUUCCCCCGCAUUCAUGAGGCCCCGUCCUGCUGCCCCUCAGUCCCGCACCAAGCGCCUGUCCCACCUCUUCCUGAGGGGACGCUCCAACAGCGACCGGGACCGGGCUGUAGGGGACCGCGAGAGGGAGCUGUGGGCACAUUCUGCCGCCCCCUCCACCCAUCACUACUUACCCCCGGCCAUGUCCACUGCUCCUGGACUCAUUAAGAUCUACGGGGACGCUCUGUCCAGUGGUGCCAACUAUCGCAGUCUACUGGCCAACAUCCACUCCACUGCCAGGCAGCUUAUUGCACAGGUCAUUACCCGCUACACUGAGAGAGAGAGGGACACUGAAAUUGAUGACUCAGCUCUCCAGAAACAUUCCCCUGAGGACUUCCUGUUGUGUGAUGUCAUUGGAAAGCCCAUCCACCAGCCAGAUGGAACCUUCCAAUGGGAAACCGAGUGUCGAAGGGGUGUGGCCCCCUGGGAAUGUCCCUUACUCCUUGUGGACAUGUGGCGGCCAAAGGAUGGCUUUGAGAGGCGCUUUGAAAUCCAGCGACGAGAAGACUAUGAAAGGGAGGAGAGGAAUAGAGAAGUGGAGAGAGAACGAGAUGGAGAGAACUCUCAGGUUCGCUGGAGGAGAAGCCGCAUGUCCUCUGGGGGUGGACCAGAGGAGAAUGAACGAGGCCACCGCGGACGCAACUCGGAACUUAGGAGAAGCAUCAGUGACAUGAAUCUGAGCUUGAGACGUCGCCAAGGCAACAAUGCCACGAAUGACCCUCGAAGACCAAGCAAUGCCCAAAACAGCAGUGCCGGACCCAAUGAUAGGAAGAACAUUAUGAGCAUGAUGAUAGCUACAGAGGCCUCAGAGGUCAUGGGUUCGAAGGUGGGGAAUGAGGUGGACAGGCGCACCAGAACCGUGGAAGAGGAUAUCUCCGCCUGUGACCUGGAAGUGAUGUCGCAGAGUCUGAUCCUCCCGCCCACAGACCGCCCGUAUUUCCUGUUGCUGCAAGGCUACGACCAGAGCAAGGACUUUGUUUUGUACAUAAUGACCGGGCACACACACGUCUUUGGGAGGAAGCCAACCCCGCGAGAGCGGGAGAAGGACAGAGAGAGGGAGAGGAAGGGGAAGAGGCCCCUGAAAGUGGACACAUUCCUCUCGGCCCCUGACCUCCUUGUCCGACAUUUGCUGGUCAGGAGAGACUCUGCCGCACCUGAGCACCCUCGUGGACAAGCACUGGUGCGUCCUUUCCGAGGAGGAGCUGUCACCCACAAUGGAGCGCCGCUGUACAGGGAAGCUGUGCUGAAGCCAGGGGAUCUGUUGGGACUCGGGGGUCACUUCCUCUUCCUGUACCGUGACCCUCGAGUGACCCCUGCCCCUCCACUUGCUCUACCCCUUCCCUGGCAAGCCGACUCAUCUGCUUCCUGUGGCCCUGGAGCCAUGGUGGACCGACAGGAAAUGCUGAGGCAGUAUCUGGGCUCAGCCGAGGCCUUGCUGAGAUUCCAGCCCAGACAUGCAGAUGCACUGCUACAGGAGAUCAUCUCUAAGAACUCUUCCCCUGACUCAGGAGGUGGCGCUCUUGCUCCUGCCUACCUCCUGUCGGUCAUGAUUGAUUAUGCCUCUAAACACCUGGACCCUGCCCUCACGCCCCAGCUGUUAUUAAAGGCGGCCACCCACAUCAAAGGCAUUGUGUGGGACAACAUAAAAGAAUUUGGGGACAAGCAUCCCACACAAAACCCCACAGAUUCAAAUGGUGACCUAAGCCCCCCCAGUGUGCAGCAGCUAGCAACAGACCUCCGCCCUCUGAUGUUCUGGAUGUCAAACGCCACUGAGCUCCUCAACUUCUUUCAGGUCAAGGUCGAGGCAAUGGAGAAAGAGUGGGAGUUUGAGGCUCCAGGUGACCCUGUUCUAACAGCCGACAUGGACACUUGCUCUGAAGCCUUGACACAACUCGAUGAUGUCAUCAUGCACACUUUCCAACAGUGUGUUUAUCACCUGACAAAGACCUUGUACACCCUGUUGCCAGCUUUGCUGGAGACCAACCCUUUCUCCCGAGGAGAGAAAGAGAAGGAGACGGCCAGAACAAAGGAGAGCAAGAGUGGUGAAGGUGAAGCUGAGGGUGGAGGAGGAGGAGGAGGAGAGAGGGAGGACGAGGAUGACGUGUCCGCUCUGCCUCCCACCGUCGCUGGACUGGUGGAGGUGUACCGCUGCUCUCUGCAGCUCACGCGGGACGCCUGCCUCUCUCCUCCGCUCACCUCGCAGACCUUUGGCUACCUCUUCUUCUUCACCAACACCUCCCUGCUCAACACCCUGCUGGAGAGAGAUGGGCUCUUUUCUUGGUCAAGAGCAGUUCAGAUUCGGACCAAUCUGGACUUGGUGCUGGACUGGCUGCAAGGCGCUGGUCUGGGUGACAUUGCCUCUGAGUUUCUCAAGAAACUGUCAGUCACAGUGAACUUCCUUUGUGUUCCCAAGACACGCCUGAUCCAGUCUUCAUGGCCGAGCCUCCUGGAGGACCAUACCUUGCUGAGCCCCACCCAGCUCCAUCACCUCCUGACCCACUACAAGUUGGGUCCUGCCCGCGCCCCACCUGCUUCCUGGGCCCCACCCCCCGGUACAGAACUCAGUGGAGAUAUUUUCGAAAGCUUCCUGGAUCAUCCCCCACUCAUCCUCCCAAAUGAGACACCACGCCUGGAUCUUUCCCAGCCCAUCCCGAAUCCUGAACUGCAGAAGGAAAUGACACGCCUGCGUACUUUCCUGUGGGGGCUUGAUCAGGAUGAAUUGCCAGCCAAUCAGAGGACCAGACUGUAGUGACACGGUUAUGACAGAUGUAUGGACUGAACAGAACACCUUAUUUGAAUAUAGAUUGCUCAAGCUGAGGGUGGGAUAAGGCCUGUGGCUUCCUUUUGUAAUUGGUCCUCUGGGGAGAUCUGCUGGUGCAGUGCAAAAAUCUGUUUCUAUUCAGAGAAGUGUUUAAUCAGAGCACAUUAUAACUGACAUCUGAUACUCAUCUUAGUUGAACUGUUGCCUGGAUGCAAUGGAGACUUGAAAAGUUGAGACCAGGUGGAAGACAACGAAAAGAACAAAACAAUCUACAGUGUACAUGAGAGGGGGCUUUCUGUAAGGAUGAACACCUUCAUCAUAACAACACACACACACAUACACACACACACACACACAUGGUGGGAUCACUGUUAAUCUGUGAAAAGUCCAGAGGUUGUGGAAUAAUGGUUCUAAAGAUGGAACGUCACAUCGGAUGCCAUGUGCAUAAUGUUCAGUUGGGUAGCAGGAGAUGGCAUCAUCUGCCAGUGAUACUCUUUUUGAGCAUUCAUUUAGAGCAAAUUAAUUCUUAUUAAUAACCACGUGAACCAAAUGACCAUAUCAUAACCAGACAAUAUUCCUUCAAGUUCUUUUGUGUAUAACCAUGUUUUAUACCAAUGUAUUACACCCCAUAGAAUAUUAAUAAAGUUGUGAUUUGGAAGACAA
Messenger RNA from Alosa alosa (allis shad), 5188 nucleotides. It is a transcript of the gene rasip1, whose product is annotated as Ras interacting protein 1. Gene Ontology annotation, molecular function: GTPase binding. Gene Ontology annotation, biological process: negative regulation of Rho protein signal transduction; regulation of GTPase activity; signal transduction. The record is from RefSeq and is a predicted model, not a curated record. The coding region runs from base 1496 to 4513 and encodes 1005 amino acids. Gene Ontology annotation, cellular component: cell-cell junction. NCBI's taxonomy places the organism in Eukaryota, Metazoa, Chordata, Actinopteri, Clupeiformes, Clupeidae. The transcript has 18 exons.